Molecule: messenger RNA, 1960 nt
Organism: Fomitopsis serialis
Lineage: Eukaryota; Fungi; Basidiomycota; Agaricomycetes; Polyporales; Fomitopsidaceae
Exons: 3
Coding region: 1-1719 (572 amino acids)
Molecular function (GO): protein binding
Source: RefSeq, a predicted model, not a curated record
AUGCCUCAGCCCCAAGCCUGCAGGAUUCCCCUCGAGCUGGUGGAUGAAAUAUUUCAAAAGCUACCACCCCAAACACGCCAUCUUUUCAAACACCACAAAAUUAACAAAGACGAAGCUCAUUGGAAUCGUGUUGCUCUGGCAAGAUGUGCACACGUGUGUCGCGCGUUCCACGAAUCGGCCGUAAGGGUUCUUUGGAAAGAUUUGGAAUUGGGUGCCUUUCUCGAAGCCGUCUUACGGAGCCUCGAUUAUGGCGCCGUCAAGUGGCCUGAGAGGCACCAGGACGACUGGGGAGGGGGAGAUGCCUCGGACGAUGAGGAUAAUGAAGACGUAGCUGUGGGCGUUGAGCCGGAAAGGUAUUUGUACAGCUAUAAAUACUUACCUGGGCCUAUCUCUGCUGAAGAAUGGGCACGAUUCACGCACUAUGCCGCCUUUGUCCGCAUCCUCCGCUAUGCCCCAUUUGUGGAGAGCAUCGACCCGACUCUUUUCUUUUUCCUGCAGCAGCAUGCGCAGGGGACGCCGCUAUUUCCGAACUUGCACGAGCUUGUAUGGAGUAACGCGACGCCCGAGGUCUUGGCAGUAAUUUCACCAUCCAUUCGCCUACUGGACCUUACAGAAAGCAACGACGACGACUACACCUAUGCCGAGAUGCGCGAAUUCUCGUAUCGCGCGCGGCGACACGCCUUGAAGGCACUCCUGCCGACCAUUCUACGAGGUGCCCCGAACCUUGAAGAACUCCGGCUACGAACGAUGGGACACGAGGUCUUCUGGUUUCCCCUCCAACCAGCACCCGGAGACUGGUUCUUCAAUAGAAACAUCCGAGUCCUCCACAUCUCCGAGUCGUGUCGUGCCGUCAUGCGAGCCGCCCUUACUGUCAUCUCUACAAUGAAGGAACUCCUCGAGCUCGGGAUCCGCCUCGUCGAAUCGGGUCCUACGUACGAUCUCGAGGAUGACGACCUUUCGGACGUGCGAACAUUCGAGAAUCUGAAACACCUAGAAAUCUGGGGAGAAGCGACUGGGGUGGCAACCCUCGUCGACGCGAUUGUUGCACCGAACCUGGAGGAUGUGGAAAUUAUAAUCUUCACAGGGCCAGAGGACAGUGAUCCCUCCAUGGUGGAGGCUGAGCUGUCCACGAUCUUCAAAACCCUGCCCCUCCGGAAUGCGGCAACUCUGCGGAGACUGCGUCUCAGCAUAUGGUGCCUCUGCGCACCCCUGUUCCCCAGCGAAGUGUCAACCGAUCCGUCCUUCUCCACCGUCGCGCGUCCACUGCUCGAGCUUCGCCGUCUCCAGGAUGUCUGUAUUGAUCAACGUGUCAGGCGCGGAGCUUUAAACGUGAGCGCCUCUGCCUUGGCAGCAGCGUGGCCUGCGCUGCGUGCCCUCGCCUUGCCAGAAGUCAUCGUCUCCCCCAAUGCGCUUCGAGCCAUCGCACGGACAUGUCCUCGGCUGGAGCAGCUGAAGGUGAAGGCCCUAUCACCCGAGUUCCACUACAACCCUUCCCGGUUGGUCGUAGACGACUCAUCUCAACCCACCAUCACUGCAGACUCCCACUCGGACUUAGAGAGACCUGCGCUUCGAGAGUUGUGCGUCGAUAUACCCCUUAAGGCCGGGUUUCCUGACACGCCCGGCAACAUCAUCCGCUUCCUGAACACGCUGUUCCCGCAGCUUGUCAUUCGACGGCCUGAAGAUUUGGUAAAAUAUGAUCCAACGGGCCGAGGCGGAUGAACUGCUUGGAAAAGCAAGCAAUGGGAAUGGACGAGGCACCGUGGACUUGGGCACAUGGAUGGACAGGUCGUGUAGCGUGCUAGUGUCCGAGGCGUUGCGCUAGUACGUCAACGCAGUCGGUAAAUGAUAUUGUGGUGACUUCUUUGUCGGGCGGCCAAGUACUAGCACGUAUCUACACCAGUUGCUUAGUAUGGUGCUUCCGAUGCUGUCAAGACCGCGGGCAAUGUGAGUAGAAUCCGUG